AUGGCUACGGACAACAACAACCCGAAUGCCCAUGACUUACCUGGGCAACGACAGGUUAUGACUAGCCCAAGUGCUGCUAACGCGCGGAUACCCGAUGAAAGGGUAGGAACUCAGUUGGUGAACGGAGUUCCAGGCCCUCUUCGUGGAGUGAGCGAUAUUGAUGGAGAAGUGACAACUAUGCCGACAAGUUUGGGUCCGGCAUCCUACUCUAUGCGAGCCCCUUCGAAUGAGCAGCUGACAAGUACCGCAGCGGCUCAACCUACUGUACAGUCUGGAAUGGCUGGAGGUGGGUUUCUGGUGGGCCCAGAGAGGCAAGGAGUCGAGCUCGAGCGAACUCAGGCACCAACAGUAGGUGCUGACCCUUUGGCUGGAAUGGCCCAAGGCACAGUGCUGACUGAGAUUCGUGGACAGGUCAGGACGGAAGGGGCCGAAGCCACAGGCAUGCUAUCUGGUAUGCUGAGAACAGUGCAAACUGUUCCCAUGGCAAUUGACGCCGUGGUGAACCGCUCAGCCUCAGUGCAGUCUGCUGGAGUAUCGGGAGGAAGGCAUGAUGACAGUGUGGAAUAUGCUUCGGUGAGGACCUCAACUCCAGGAGUUGGGUCUAACGCUGUGCCUCUGGAUGGAGGAUCUGCCCAAGCUGGGCUGUUUGAUCAGCAGGCCCUGGACAGACUUCAGAGGAUGCAGGACCAAGCACCACUGUUAUAUCCUUCUGGUGCCUCGAGCCCUCCGCGACCACCUUCGACUACGUCAAGUGAUCUGCAAGCAGAAGUGCGCCGACAGCUAGCUGAUAUGAUGAGACUGCGAGAUGAGGAGAGUAGGAGGCUUAGGGCUCAAGUAGAGGCUCUGUCCUACGAAAACCAGAGCCUGAGGCUCAGGAUGGAAGCAAGUGUACAGGAGGGUAUGCAGCCUUCGAGAUCUGAGGGUUUUGGGAGUUUUGGAUUUCCUAGCUUUGGUUGGUUCGGGAGAGGAUUGGGAUCUCUGAUGGGCCCCUCACGACCUAUCCGCGGCUUGGAAUCGGCCAUUGGGGCUUCCGCCCCCAGACCUCCUCCAGAUCCACCUCAACCGCCUCAGGUCUUGGCCUUCCCGUUCCCAGCGACCGGAGCCUCACCUCAGGAGAGUGUUCGGCACCAGCCACUGCAGCCAGAUCCUACACCCGGCCUUGGACUUUCGGCCCAGUUGAUUGGACCUAGUGGUUUAGGCUCCAACCCCAUAGGGUUACCGGUUAUGGGAUGGCCCGACGGGACGCCUGGACCUGCUAACCUGAGUAGGGAUGUAGUUCCCCCCUCAGCAAUGCCUCUACCUCCUGCAAGUAAUCUUCCGCCCUCGAGCCUGCCCUAUCAACCUGAUGAGAAUUACGGUGGAACCAGGGCAUGCCGAACCCAGCCACCAACACAAGGAGGCCAACCAGAUCAGGGGUUAGAUCCUAUGAGCAUCGUGCUUACGGGUAUGGCGCAACUUCAGAGUGUCGUGAGCGAGCUUGCUAGCCCAAAGGCUUCCGAACGCCUUGAGGUUAUCAAGCCGGGAGUCUUAGCACUCCCCGAGCUCCCAAGUCACGGUCCAGAGUCAUGCCUUGCAUUUGCGGAUUGGCUGCAUGUGACCAAGCCCGCCUUAGCAGAUGUAAGCGACACCUCGGAGCGACUGUGGGAGCUAACACUUGCAGAGGCCAACACGUGGUACUGUAGUUAUCUGAAGAUGGGACCCUUAGAGCGCCUAACAACUAAGCCGACCCCAUCCUCUGAGCUUAGUCAGCCUAAGUGGACCCGUGUAUCUCGACGUAUCGAAUCGAUGAUUAACACCGCCUGCCCCUCUGUAGCCCGGGAAGAAGUAUCAGCAUCAAGGACCUCGGGACUCCUCGCCCUCGUGUGCAAACUAUAUGUAAUAUACGGGCCAGGCAGUCUAACAGAGCGAGAGCUAGGCCUCAAGCAUAUUUCCGAUCCUCCAGCCUGUACUGGAGUUGGCGACGCUAUUGAAGCGUUGAGGAGGUGGAAGCGCUGGUGCUCGCGUAUGUCCGAGCUCGGGGGCAUUUUGCCCGACAGUGCUAUUCAGGUCCGAGCCCUCACGAAAAUUACUAGAUCCGUACUCCUCCAACAUCCGGAGGCCUCCUUCCGCAUCAAUCUUGCGGAGGCUGAGCUUCAAGUAGAUGUGGUUCCGGAUAGUGAUAAAGUAGCUAAACUCCAUGCCCAAAUGCUGAGCGAGCUGGAGUCAAUGGCCUACCGGGGUGACAAGGACCGAGAGCGACAGCCAAAGGAUCAAGCACCAGCCCCACAACCUCCGCCUGAGGUAAAAGGGGUUGAAGCUGCGACCAUUCCUGACCCCCUGCCAGGAGGACGACCUCCGAAGCCACCAAAGGGCGGCCCGAAAGGGUCACCACCAGAGAAAGGUAGCGACCAGCCUGGAGCAGGGACCUCGAAGGUUCCGUGCACCUUCUACGCAGGGGUUAAUGGUUGUAAGAAAGGGAGUGAGUGCACCUUUCAACACAACUGGUCCAGCUUCAGCCCUGCAGAGAAGGCAGCGAGGUGCAAGACAUGUGGUUCUAAGUCACAUAAGGCUGUAGACUGUAAAGCAGGCUCAAGGCCCGAAGAUAAGGCUAAAGCCCGGCCCCAGCGCCAGCCUAAUGUGCCAAAGGGACCUCAGGAAGCUGUGCCCGUUCAGCAGGCCCAAUCUCCAGGUCAGGAUAACAACCAGCAAAUUAAGAGCAUGCUAGCAGAUGCAGCAAGGUUUCUUCAACAGGCAGUCCCGCCUCCGCCUCCUGCCGCACCAGGAACAGCUCAACCGCCAACGGCCAACCCGAUCUCAGGCUCGCCGGUGACCCCACAGGCCAAGGCACCGGCACCAGCAACAGUGCAGGGAACGCCUGUCACCCUAGCCUCCUUAAGUGCCCAGUUGGAUAACUUAAGGGCGAUGGUUGGGAAUCCUGAGAUUCGCACCUGCAGAGUAGAACCUUCGGAUGACGAGGAUAUCCCACUAAGUGACUUAGUGAAGGGUCGAGCUGCUUUGCGUGAAAUGGUUGAGAGGUAUGAAGCUAAGGUGUGUAAGGGUUGCCCUGAUCUCCCAGCAAUAUCAGCUGCUCUUCUCGAUAGUGGCGCGACCCAUGCGGUCGUACCGUUUGGCCCUAACCUAGGCAACCUAGACCGGGUGCCUGUAACCUUAGCAGGAGAUGCUAAGGAGGAGUGGUGGAGAACUCAAGGAGGGACGUUGGUCGUCCCCCCGAACCAGGACGGCAGUCCACAGGCCGCACGCGGCCAGACCAUCCUGCCACUAGGAGCCUUAGUCGAGCAUCUGGGCUGCCAGGUGACAUGGAGUAGAAGAAAGGGACUCAAAGUCAUCCACCCCACACUAGGAGUGCUUCGGACUGGAGUGUCGGGGAACACGUGCCCAUAUGUGCAAGAAACACAGGCUCUUCAACUCAUAGCCGAGCUAGAGCAGCGCCGCCUUGAUCAACUCCAACAACAGGUCGACACGUUGCAGUGUUGUCUUCAGGAAGCAACAGCACCGUUAGACCCUACUGAUGCUCUGAGGAGGUAUGCAAAGUCUGGAGAGCGGCGCGACGCCCUCUCUGCAAUCUUCGCCCAGCCAUAUCUUCAGGGAUUGCCGGAAGGUGUUCUUGCUGACCUAGCGGAGUCCAUCCCCCUGAAUGAUCCUGAGAUUGGUAAGGCACUGCUGAAGGGGCUCCCUCUGAAAAGAUCCUCUAGGCGUGCCCUCCUAGCUACCAAGAAAUGGGUAGUGCACUUAUGCUCAGGACCUUUGAGGAGUGGGGAUCCGAUUGCAAGCUGGUGUUCUGAGCAAGGAAUGGGGUUCAUUCCGGUUGACCUUCAGCAAAAGGGAGGAAAGGGUAAGAAGGAGAGGCUGUAUCUUCAGGGCCGUUGGUCUUUGGCUUCCACGAUAAAGGGAGGAGGGGUCCCGUAUUUGGAAGAGCUUCUUCACACAGAGUCGAAGCCCUCUGAUGCCUUCCAGUGUUGGUCCGGAACCAGGACAAAAUCCUUGUUUCAAGGUGCCCUUUCCCGAGACUACGAGCGCCCAACCAAGGUUGUGACAAAUCUGGAUAUCUCCUUUCUGGCAAGCCUUCCUAGGUUCGGGAGUCCAGCCACUCCACCGAAGGGGCGAGAGUGGACACCGGAGUUCCGGAGGGAGAUCGUUCGUGCACUCCAGGGAAAGUCCUCAGGUCCCUCAGUCGAGCAGAUGGCUCAGUCUGAUGCUGAAGCACUAAGGCGGGCAUUUGAGGAGGAGAGUGAGAUUGGUGAUGAGCAGAUGCUGGUCGCAGAGGCACUGCUUUUGCAAGCUUUCGUUUGUGGAGAAGCAUCGGAGGCUGUGAACGAACAUCCAUUUUCCACGUCCAUUUUCCCUGAGGGCCGGCAUCCAUUGCCCACAUCCAUUUUCCGGGGUACGGGGCCGACUGGACAGUCAGCCCAGUCCCAGGAGCAACGCAGAGCUGCGGAAGCCGAAGUCGCUCGGAAGCAGAUUCAAGCCUUCCUGAUCCUGAUUCCUCCGUUGUGUGAGCUCCUCUCCCCGCGUCGCUGGAGAAAGAAGAUGAUGUGGUCUCGCGAAGAUGCAGAGAUCUUGAGAGUCGCCACCCCCGCUGACACGCGCUUACAGGAGUUACCCUCAUCGCACUCCACGAGCCGCUCGCCAGCAUUUUCCUCGCAGGAGUUUUGA
Molecule: messenger RNA, 4653 nt
Organism: Symbiodinium sp. CCMP2592
Lineage: Eukaryota; Dinophyceae; Suessiales; Symbiodiniaceae
Source: the annotation of a GenBank genome assembly